Papilio machaon (common yellow swallowtail) is the source of this 6129-nucleotide messenger RNA. RefSeq lists its product as uncharacterized. Gene Ontology annotation, molecular function: actin filament binding. Lineage: Eukaryota; Metazoa; Arthropoda; Insecta; Lepidoptera; Papilionidae. Gene Ontology annotation, biological process: actin filament organization; neuron projection development; calcium-mediated signaling. The coding region runs from base 552 to 5570 and encodes 1672 amino acids. The record is from RefSeq and is a predicted model, not a curated record. Gene Ontology annotation, cellular component: cytoplasm; postsynaptic density; dendrite. The transcript has 25 exons.
UUAUGGCAGUGUAGUGAGUGGUUGGUUGGAAAUUACCGAUUUGUGAAAAAUUAGAAUUCGUACGUUUCAGUUGUAAUUUUUUUUUUCGUUUAAUGUACGCUGUCACAUUUUUAGAUCAUCAAAGAUAUUUGCUUCAAUUGAUAUCAAUACAUCAUACUUUCGCUUAAAAUUUGGUUUUCUUCGGAGCUGGCCUGGAUUAUUGACGUUUCAUAUGCCUGUAUAAAAUAAGCUUCCGAAUGCUGUUUGUUUCGGUGUACGCACUGAUUGUAGAUUGUGGGCGUGCGGUUUGAUUUUAGUAGUAUACCAGAGAAAUAUUGGAUAUUGUGGAAAGUGCAAUAUUGUGAUACAUUUAUUUCAUUAAUAUGUGGUACGAAUUGGCACUGAUGUGGCAAACCGGAUCGCAUCAAGGUGGAGAAAACGUGACGCUUUUAUAAGAUGGGAGAGGGCGCGCAGCGAGCGGGCGGGCGCGCGGCGUCGGGUGACACGCGUUGCGCCGCGAACUGCGGCCUGCCACUUGUUCAGUUGGAUUGAAGCGGCCGUAACGGGCCAGUAUGGAGGAGUGUAAGAAGAGAGUGCAUGGUACUAAAGUUUCGAAAAUCGCAAAUAUAUUUCAAGGAAUGCCGUCUAGGGAUGACGAAGACUUGCGCGGCGCCGAUGUAACGGUCGUGCGCACCGAGAGUCACUUGGCUAGAUUCAAUAACGCGCGAGCGUUAUUUGAGAAGUUGGGGGAAGAGAAUCGCGGCUUCCGAAUCGAGAAAUCACCUUCCGCGGCAGCGAGCUUCGCGGGCACUCGCGGCGGACAGCCACCGGUGCCCACGCGAUCGCGCUCAAGCUCCGCGGGUUCCGUUAGUCCGCAGAGGGCCAGCGUCACCCCAACUAACGCUCUUGCGCCGGCGCUCAACGGAGACAGACUCGCCAAUGGCGCAGGGCAACCGCCGCCUAAGCCCGUCAAACCGAGCGUUUUGCCUAAACCUGAGAAACCCGAUAGACGAUUUAAUAAGGAGCUCAUCGAAAAACAAAGGAAUUGGACUGCACAUUUCAAUAAGCAGCGGCCGGUGCGGUACGAACACGAGCAGAGGCCUGACCAAAAAUUUGGUCCGGGACACAUUGACAGAAAAUCGCCGGAAAUUGCCGAGAGGUAUGUCGUCCCAUCCCGAGUGUAUUCACCGCCGCUCUCGCCCGGCGCCGGCGACUCGCAAGCAGAACGUCCUACGACUCUUCCUUCAUCCUUAGUCACUCGCGGUGUACACGUUGCGAAAUCUCCUAGUCCUGUAAAAACGAUCGCUUCCGUGUCGCCAUUGCCAAGAGCGAGUAAUACACUAUCUCCCACCGCAAGAACUUCACCAACUUUCAAGGUAGAACGCGUUUCUCCAAGCAAAGAUGGUGCCCAAAAUAUUGGAAUCAACGAAAGAUUAUGUGCCGGUAAUCGAUCGCCCGUAGUUAGUGACAUAGACAGUGAUACAGCUGAAUCGGAAGCGGCGAAUGUUAACAACUCCGUGCAAUAUCCAAAUGUGCCACCGAAGCCCGUCGAAAGAAUUUUAUCCGCUCAGUCUUCUCCUGUUUCACAUUCAAUAUCAGACCCGUUAGCCAAAAGGCCACCUCCUUCGCCUCCCAUACGAAUGCCAAGAUCUCCACCACCUCCCAUACCUCAAGAAAAAAUCACACCUCCUCGUGACACCAUUCCUUCUGAAGCUUUCACUGAAGACAGAGGUAUUGCUUUUCCCGAUAUUAUCGACGAUUUACGUGUACAACCCAUACCUCCGAGAAACCGAAGAUCUCCUUCUAAAUCUCCCGUACCCCGUACCGCGUACAACGAUGGCUCCGCCCCCACCUCUCCUCUACGACGAAGCGCAGAUAUAUGUGAUAACGCGCGAAGAUCACCAUCCAAGAGCGGGGAUUCGGAAGAUGAAAAUUAUAAUGCUUUGCAAUACGGGUACGAUUCUAAUGAGAAGGGGAAGAGUAAACGGCGGUCAUCAACGCCCGAGUCGCCGGCAAGCGCUCUACCGGAAGACGAUGCGUCCCGGUCGCCGCUGACGUCGCCCGCGGCAUCCCCGGUGCACGGCGUCCCCGUCACACCGUCGCUACUCGCUUCCCCAACACAUUUACGUGUCUUGGUUAUUGCGCGGCAUGUUGGGCGCGAGAAACUAACUGGCGAGAUUGAGCGUAUGAGUGAGUCGUUUCAUUGGGAUUGCGAUAAGACGAAGAAGACAGGUCGUGUGGAGCUAAAGUUGCGCGUGAGCGUGCGUGCGGUUGCGAGUGAGGGCGCGGCGAGAUGCGGCUGUGAUGCGCGCGCUCGCCCGCCGCACACAAUGCGCCUCUGCGGCUGUUGCAUCGCGGGCGGAGGUCGCAAGUCGUCGACGGAGGAGGGCGUGCGACGCGCGUCGAGCGUGUCCGACGAGGGCGGGUUCAACGAGCCCUCGCCCGAUGUCGCGGCGCUGCGGCCCUCGGAGCGCGCCCGCUCCGACCCCGACACGCUCUCCGUACUGCAGCAGGAUUCUGGUGUGGUGGUGAGCGAGGCGAGCCAGGGCUCCAUCGAGGUGCUCGACAAGUCGACCACCAGUCAAUGGAGCGUGUCUGAGGCCGAGGCUCCAUCCAGCGAUGCGGCGCAAGCGCACGACACCGACGACAAGCAGCCCGACAGUAUGACGCCAGAUGAGGCUGAAAUACUUCUCAGCUCCAGCAUUCUGGAGAAAAAACUUAGACAAGAGGGUCUGCUGUCGGACGAGCAGGCGCAGGAGAUCGUCGCCAUGCUGUCCCCGCACGCCCCGCACGCCCCGCACGCCCCACACGCCGCACACGCCCCGCACACGGCACACGCACCACUCGCCAACGACAAUGGCGUCUCGCUCAACGACAGCUACCAGUCUGUGCUCUCCUACGAGAGCAUGCAGUCAGUGGAUGAAAGCUACGAGUUUGUGUCACUUGAAGCGGACAACGGCACAGUGUCCGGUGAACGUCGCCACGACGACGAGCAGGACAGCGAGAGAGUGGAACAAGUCGAGCAGGUGGAACAUGUUCAGCAGCAGGAACAUGUUCCGCCGACGGAACAUGUUCCCCGCACGGAACAAGUCGAGCAGACUCGCAAGGAGCCAGUGGAUCCUUCAGAAACCGUAUUCGAUUACUACCCGCCGCACCCGCUGCGUGAGUUGGGCGAAGAAAACGGAAUACAUUACUUUGAAGAUGGACAUUUUUACACUGAGGUUGCUGGACUUCCACCAGUCGAGGAUGAUGAGGACGAUGACUAUUACCCACCUGUAUUUGUUAAAAAGAAUUCCAAAGUGAAAUUCAGUACGCAGCCGAUGCGCGUGUUCUCGACGCACUCAGUACGCGAGUACGAUCGCCGCAAUGAGGAUGUAGAUCCUGUCGCCGCCUCCGCAGAGUACGAGCUGGAGAAACGAGUAGAGAAGAUGCACGUCUUCCCAGUUGACCUCGUCAAGGGAAACGACGGACUGGGACUCUCUAUUAUAGGUAUGGGCGUGGGUGCGGAUGCGGGUCUGGAGAAGUUGGGCAUCUUCGUUAAGACCAUCACGGAGAGCGGGGCCGCAGCACGCGACGGACGCAUACAGGUCAACGAUCAGAUCAUUGAAGUCGACGGCAAGAGCCUGGUCGGAGUGACACAAGCGUAUGCGGCGUCAGUAUUGCGCAACACAUCGGGUCCGGUCAAGUUUCUCAUCGGUCGAGAGAAAGAUCCGGAGAACAGUGAAGUGGCGCAUCUCAUACGACAGUCACUGGCCGCUGAUAAGGAGAGAGAAGAAAGAGCGGCAAGAGAGCGGCAGCGCCGGCAGCAGGCUGAGGAGGAAGACAGCAACCAGCAGUCUUCCGCCGAAGCGGCCGUAGCGCAGGCACGCCAUCCUGAAAUCAACGAACUGCGCGCAUUUUUGCAAGAGCUGGUGGGUAUGGAGGCCGGCGGAGGUCGCGGGGAGGAGAUCAGCUCGCGUGUGCGCGAGUGGUGUUCGCGGCGCGCACCACCGCCACCCUCACAGCAUGCACUCGCCCGCGCCGCUGAUGCACAUAGAAAAUACGACAAGGCGCGUCGUGCAUUGCGCGGUUGGCGACGCACGCGCGCGCUGGUGCGUGCGCGCGAGGAGUGGUGGAGCGGCGCGCUGCGGGACGCACACCGCGAGUACGCCACCGCGCUCUCCGCGCUGCACGACCGCGUCGCACGACUUGAAGUCUUACUGCUCGAGACGCAGAAGAAGGCGGGACUGCCCGUGAUGCUGCCUCACGAGCCGUCGGCCCGCCGCGAGACUCCGCCCCUGCCGCGACGCCCAGACCCCGAUCCGCUCAUGAUUGACGAUCCAUGGAGCUCGGACAGCGAUCUAUCAGACUUGUCCCCGAUAGAGGACGAGUAUGCGAAAGUGGACAAGUCUGACAGGAGGCAGCGCGAGGCGCCCGACAUCGGCGACGUCACUGCACCAGCGCCCGCCGCUGACACCCGGCCUCCCGCCCCCCACGACAAGCCCGCCGCCCCCGACACAUCUCCCGCCCCCGCCCCCGCACCCACGCACACGCCCACACCCGCCCCCGCCCCCGCUCCCUCCGCCAGUGCGCCCGCACCCACCAGCAGUGCUGCCUCCGUCACUAACUAUACUCCCACAUUUAAUGAUAAUCUUAGCGGAAGUGGCACGAUGCGCAGCUGCAGCUCUGCGGGCGGCGACAGUGUGGGCGGGGCGUCGCGCGAGCUGGACGCAGCGGUGCCGCGCGGUGUCCUGCUCGACACCUCCGCACACCGCGCUCGCACUGACCUCGCCAGGCAUCGCCCACACGCCCCGCACUCGCCGCACUCGCUCAGCAAUGCCAGCUCUUACGACGGCCUGGACGACUCUUACAAUGAUUCAGCCGACGAAUCGUUGAGCGAAUCCACAUCUGGGCCGCCACAUUCCAAUGUUACGCGAGAUACGCGGCAGAGCUGCGGCAGCUCUAUCGGCAGCGCGACUGACGACGGCGUGUACUCGCGCGACCACCGACAUCACCCGCUCUCAGGUCCGCCGGCGUCGCUGGCAGAGCAACUGAAGCAAGUGUUGGCGGAGCGCGAGCGGCGGCUGGGGGGCGCGCCCGAGACUCACCCCGCCCACCCCGCGCACCCCGCACACGCCCCGCCCACCUCCCUCGCCUCGCCACACCCGGACCCGGUGCAGCUCACCAACGACCUCGUCGAUGAGAUACGACAGGCCGUCAACGAGGCCAACGCACGAGUGAAGAAAGCUCCGGCUUGUGUAGUCGGCGGCGAGGUGCCGUGGCAGCCGCUGUCGGCCGCCGUCUCUGAGGCCAGUCUGUCGCCGCCGCCCGCCGCGCUCGCCACGCAGCCCGUCACGCAGUGGACCAAGCAACAGGUAUGGCAGUGGGUGUCGGGGCUGGGCGAAGGCCUGGAGCGUCACGCGGGGGCGUUCGCGUCCCGCGGCGUCGACGGAGCCCUGCUGCUGGCGCUGAGCUCUGCAGACCUCAAGCUGCUGGGCCUCGGCGGUGAUCAACGCAGGCGCAUGAAGAGACGCCUCAAGGAGCUGCGCUCCGCACACGAGAAACAUCUCAAAGCGCUCAAAAAGGCAGAAAAGAAAGCCAAGAAGAAAUAGACACGCUGAUACCAACGACUGUUAUGUACUAAGCAUAUUAUUAUAAGUACUUGAAGUAUGUCAGAGAUGAAAUUACGAACUAUUCAAUCAAGGUAAUGUACUGUUGAACGAAAACGAUGAUUUUUGCUCACUAGUAAUCAAAAUUUUUCGAUUGUCAUAAUCUAAAGUCUAUAUAAGACUCUAGUACUUAUAUAUAUUUGAAAAGUACUAAUUAAUCAUAAUUUUUGUGACUUUUAAAAAUAUAGUCCCCCCCCGAUUAGUGAAGCUUAGAGUUCCGAAUUACCACAAAAUUUACUUAAGCGCUAGUACGCACCAAAGAUCCAGUUUGCACAGACAUGAAUAUGUGAAACUUUUUAGAAUUUAGUAAAUUAUAAAGUUCUAUCGCAUGAUAGGACGGUUUCGGACUCUUUAGGUCAUUAUAUAAUCACAAAUAAAUGUAUGUGGUUGUAUGUCUAAAUGUUUCUACUUACUACUACUUAAGAAUUUUUUCUUUAUAAAAAUAAUAAGCGAAGUAAGAAUUAUUGGAAUUGGAUCUUUAGACAGUAAUGUAUAAAAAUGG